AUGGACGAUGCUGCAAGAUCUCGACUGAAAGCAAUUCCUUUGUGUAGAACUAAGGCUGGACCCCGCGAUGGGGAUUUGUGGAUCGAGCGGUUGAAGGAAGAGUAUCAAGCAAUUAUCAAGUUUGUACAAAACAACAAAGAGUCUGAUUCCGAUUGGUUUCGUCUUGAGUCAAGUGCAGAUGGAACCAAAUGGUUUGGCAAAUGUUGGCACUAUCAUAACAUGGUCAAGUAUGAGUUCGACGUGGAGUUCGACAUUCCCAUUACUUACCCUGUUACUGCGCCUGAGAUCGCCUUACCUGAACUGGACGGAAAAACAGCUAAAAAUCGGCAACUUGUCUUAUUCCCUGGGAGCGGUUUGCAGUUUGUCCAAGGCAGAAAUGUAUCGAGGUGGGAAAAUCUGUUUAUCAGAUCAUUUCAAGCCAUUGUGGGCGAGAAACGUUCCGAAGUUCGGUAUUGCACACGCUUUCUCACUCGGACUUGGUCCGUGGUUGGCGGUAGAAAUCCCAGAUUUGAUCGAAAAGGGAGCGAUUACAGCAAAAGCUUAGAUACUGCUCCUCUCACUAUAGUCAAACUAGUUUCUCCUUGGGAAUAA
Necator americanus (New World hookworm) is the source of this 591-nucleotide messenger RNA. RefSeq lists its product as uncharacterized. NCBI's taxonomy places the organism in Eukaryota, Metazoa, Nematoda, Chromadorea, Rhabditida, Ancylostomatidae. Gene Ontology annotation, biological process: protein K69-linked ufmylation. Gene Ontology annotation, molecular function: UFM1 conjugating enzyme activity. The transcript has 6 exons. The record is from RefSeq and is a predicted model, not a curated record. The coding region runs from base 1 to 591 and encodes 196 amino acids. Gene Ontology annotation, cellular component: cytoplasm.